This is a messenger RNA of Metarhizium acridum CQMa 102, 819 nucleotides long. RefSeq lists its product as uncharacterized. Gene Ontology annotation, biological process: anaphase-promoting complex-dependent catabolic process. The record is from RefSeq and is a predicted model, not a curated record. NCBI's taxonomy places the organism in Eukaryota, Fungi, Ascomycota, Sordariomycetes, Hypocreales, Clavicipitaceae. Gene Ontology annotation, cellular component: anaphase-promoting complex.
AUGCAUCGACGCCGAAUACAGGUACAAAACUUUGGAAGCGGCUGGCUACGACCGCCUGGUGUAGCCAAGACCCUACGUCAGAUGCGUGAGGAAAAGCGCGAACAGGAAGAGCACCAGGAAGCCAUGCGUCGAGAACAGUUAGCUCAGGAACUUGCCGAAGCAGAAGGAGGCGGAAUGCCGGAAGAAGGCAUGAUGGAUGAUGUACAACUAGACGGCGCACAUGAUCUCGACGAUGAAAUUCCUGAGGCCGAUGACCACUUUGGCAUGGGAGAUGACUACGAAAGCGACGACGGGGAUGAAGAGGGACUCGAAGCAGAAGACUCGGAAGAAUUAGAUGAUGAAGCUCUGCGCGAAGAACGCCAAAACGACCUAAUGGCAGCACGUAUGCGCAUGGCCGACGACGCAUUUCGUGAAGCUCUUGUCCGCGGGGACCCCGACGGCGAUGACAUGUACGGCGGAGUAGAGGAGCUCGAGGAAGAGCACCAGGGCCACAUGCUCGACGAAGAGGACUUUGCGCACGAUGAUGGCAUGGAGGCAAAUUUGGACGAUGAUAUUCCCGAAGCUGAGAGCGGUCUGUACGAACACACGGAUUCCGAGGCUGAAUUAAGCAGUAGCGACGACGAAGAGCGUGACGGAGAGCAAGAGGACCAGGGUAUUGGAUUCGUGCCAAGAACGGCACAGAUGGCACCGCCUCAGAGUCCGACAUUACGGGGGAGAAGGGUUUCGGGGAGGGAGAGUUUGGACUUGAGCAACAUCCUGAGUCAGGACGAGAGUAGUUUUAUGGACAGUAGCCCUGUCCAGAGGAGACGGCAUGGAUGA